Molecule: messenger RNA, 375 nt
Organism: Phytophthora sojae
Lineage: Eukaryota; Oomycota; Peronosporomycetes; Peronosporales; Peronosporaceae
Exons: 1
Coding region: 1-375 (124 amino acids)
Source: RefSeq, a predicted model, not a curated record
AUGCACCUCCGCGGAAUUCUUCUAGUGGCUGUGUUCGGGCUCCUCUCGAGCUGCAACAUUGUCUCCGCCACUUCCAAGUCCGAAGCAAUCGUCUCAAGAACCGCCACCUCAAUCCGUGCUGCGAGCUAUGCCGAGGGUGGCAAGAGGCACGAGAAGGUCAACGAGGAUGCUCAGGACGAGGAGAGGGGCUUGAAAGAUGCUGUCAAGGUGGCAGUACACAAGCUUAAGAUUCCUGGUUGGCUACUGAAUAAGAAGACCCCGGCGGAGGUGGCUGAUGAACUUAAAAUGUCGUAUCCUUUAGUCGAGCACAAACUGUGGCCUGUCAUCAAGAGCUACCAAGAGCAGUACGACCGGAUCCACAUUAAAUACCCAUAG